Chelonia mydas (Green sea turtle) is the source of this 1642-nucleotide messenger RNA. Its product is annotated as aquaporin-7. The transcript has 8 exons. Gene Ontology annotation, molecular function: urea transmembrane transporter activity; glycerol channel activity; water channel activity. Gene Ontology annotation, biological process: water transport; glycerol transmembrane transport. Gene Ontology annotation, cellular component: basolateral plasma membrane; plasma membrane. The record is from RefSeq and is a predicted model, not a curated record. Bases 263 to 1114 code for a protein of 283 amino acids. Lineage: Eukaryota; Metazoa; Chordata; Testudines; Cheloniidae.
AGAUCAUAAAAAAUGCCCUUUGCUGAGAGAGAAGAACAAGCAGCAGAGAAAGGAGAAGUUAUUUCCCUAGUGUUGUCCUGUGUCGAGAGGAUCCUGUGUGGUGAGCAGGUCUCUGGUCUGCAAAAUGUGCAGAACAUGUGUGCCAUGCCAAAGUGAGCUGAUCACUGGUGGGCUGGUUUCACACCUUUGGGGCUAACAAACCAGAGGGGAACAGUCUGAGUGUCUGGACUCCAUCUGCUGCAAGCCGAAGUCAGAGAGCAAAAUGCUGGAGAAAAUUAAGAAAGGGCUCACAAUCAAAAACAGAACCGUCAGGGAGGCGCUGGCUGAGGCCUUGGGGACAUUCCUCCUGAUGUUCUUUGGUAUAGGUGGGGUUGCUCAGGUGACAUUAGGAAAAGGAGAAUUUGGAAAGUAUCUGAGCAUCAACUUGGGAUUUGGAAUUGGCGUCACUAUGGGGAUUCAUGCAGCCGGCGGCAUCUCUGGAGCCCAUAUGAACGCCUCAGUAAGUGUCACACACUGCGUCUUAGGAAAUCUUCCCUGGAGAAAGCUGCCAGCUUACAUAAUCGGCCAGUUCCUGGGGUCCUUCUUGGCAGCAUCCCUAGUGUUCUGCAUGUACUAUGAUGCGCUGUGUGAAUACUCUGACGGACACUACAUUGUGACGGGACCUAAUGGCACAGCUGGGAUCUUCGCCACCUACCCUGCUCCGUAUAUGACUCUGCUGGGGGGAUUUGUAAAUGAGUUCCUUGCCACAGUGGUGCUCAUGUUGUGCAUUCUUGCCAUCUAUGACAAGAAGAAUAAUGGAGCCCUAGAGGGCACUCAGCCUGUGAUCACUGGGCUCCUGGUGUUAGUGAUCGGCAUGACAAUGGGAAUAAACACUGGAUAUGCAAUAAACCCCUCCAGGGACCUGCCUCCGAGGAUCUUUACUGCAAUAGCAGGCUGGGGAAUUGAAGUCUUUAGGGCUGGAGAUUACUGGUGGUGGGUCCCACUUGUAGCUCCAACACUGGGAAGUCUUACUGGUGCCUUAGCCUACAAACUCCUAAUUGACUUUCACAAUCAGACUCCACUGGAAGGCGGAGAUGGGAAAGGAAAGGACGAUUUGCAGACUAACCAGGUGUGAUGUCCAAGUGUUGCUAGGACAAAGCUGGAAAGGAAAGUUCAAUCAGCCACACGACUUCAUCACUGGAUUAAGUGUUCAACCCUGCCUUCAGUGAACUUCUGUUUUCACACCACUAAUUAAAUAACACUCAGUAACUCAGUGGAUAAUGUCCAAGGGACAUCAGUUGUACCUGUAGUUAUUUACUUGCACAAUCUGUAGGUCUUAAAAUGGAGGGUGGCUUUUAAAAGUCUGUGCAACUCAAUCAGACUAGUUGGGAUUUCUGGUGGACAGAACGGUAUUGAGUGGGGCUGAAAGUGGCUCUGUUCUAAACUUCAAUGGAAGUUUAAGUUUCUUAACUUUUUUUCUUUAUGGAAAUAAUACAACAAACCCAUCACUCAGGUGGAAAAAACAAAGCCAAGUGAUUCCACACAUGUAAUUCUGCAGCAUUCUAAAUGCAAAAUUCACUAGCUCGGCGUGGAAUGCAUCCGAUGAAGUGAGCUGUAGCUCACGAAAGCUUAUGCUCAAAUAAAUUUGUUAGUCUCUAAGGUG